Molecule: messenger RNA, 699 nt
Organism: Saccharomycopsis crataegensis
Lineage: Eukaryota; Fungi; Ascomycota; Saccharomycetes; Ascoideales; Saccharomycopsidaceae
Exons: 1
Coding region: 1-699 (232 amino acids)
Source: RefSeq, a predicted model, not a curated record
AUGGUUGACUUUAUGAGCCUUAGAAGGGCAGAUAAUUAUGAUAAGGUUGAUGAUGCAGUAUUAGGAAACUUGAAAAUCUAUGCGCCGGAUUUAAUUUAUCCAUUAACACGGUUUCCUCUAAGGAGGUUGAAAGGGAUGCCUCCAUUGGACCAAUCUUUGAAAAUUGACGAAAAAUUCAAAGGCGUUCACCUAAUCAGAAAAUUACAAGACCUUGCCUGGGUGCUCAUUAUGCAUGGUGCUGAUACCAAUUUAUGGGGUGAUAUGCUCUUCUUGUAUUUAUCACCUGAAUUGAAGCGUCGUGUGAGAGUGCGUUUGAAUGCAAAAAACCCCCGCAGUAUGAGACAAGCUGAUUGUUGGCUACAUUCUCUAAUUGCUUUAACUGAGAGAGUUAAUUUUGAAACAUAUAGAAAAAAUAUGUUGGAUUUGAUUGAAGCCGUCAACACCAAUUAUGGCGACCCUUUGACUGAGUCCCUAUUUACUGUGAUUCUGUUGGCACAAGAGUUGCCAGACGAGGUUGCAUUACCAAAAGCCAAGUUAAAGAUUUCCUAUCUCACAAAACGUAUGAGAUCAUAUAAUAGUGGCUGUAUCCUAAACGAACAAAGCUUUCAGAAAAGUUUGACAGAUAUAAAAUCGUGUCAAGAAUUGAGGCAGUUAAUCUCGGAAAACAUUAAGGAGGGUGCACUUGUAAAUUUUUGCUAA